UUUGGCUGUUUUGAAGGUUUCUCAGUCAGGAAAGAAAUUGUCCAGUUAAAGGAACUUAAUCAUGUGCCUAGCUGGUGUGUCGAUUUAUUUAUGUUGAAGGGGCAUGGGAUCUGGAAAAGGAGCCUGUUCGGCUUGAACUGUUUGGCUUGUCUUUUCAAGCAGAUAUAAAGGACCAAGGGAAGGUGCCUUUUACAUUAACUUGCUAUUGGCUGCUACGCUGUUGAUGUGUAUCCAGGUACAGAUCCCGCCCUACAGCUGGCAGGUUUUGACAGGGAGCUUUUCACAUGUGAAUCAUCAGAUUAUUAAUAGGAAACUUGAAAGAGGGAGGAGAAAGGAAGAGUCUCUUUGGCUUAUACUUAUUGAAAGUUUCACUGCAACAAUCAGCCCUUCAGUAUUCGCAAGAGGCAUGAGCGCAGCACCUGUUAGAGGAUCAGUGCAGUGAUAUCUGCAAGUGGGUUUGCCUUCCAGCACAAAGCUGACAGUACCUGUUUCCACAGCAAGUAGCUUGCACUGUCACAUCUGAAGCCUGAGGAUAGAAGACACAGAGUACACGUGUGUGUUCACACGUGUGUGUGUGUGUGUGUGUGUGUGUGUGUGUGUGUGUGUGUGUGGACGUGAUGAAAAUGGACAUGGAAGAUGUGGAUAUGACGCAGUGGACGGAGGCCGAGUUUGAAGAGAACUGCACCUACAUUGUAUAUGACCAAACUUGGGACCCCACCACCGACGCCAGCCAAACUCAUGCUCAAGCCACCCUACCACGGAAUCUGAAGUUCAAGUAUGCACAUGGCUCAAGUGAGGUGAUUGGAGUUUUGAGCGCAGAAUAUAUCCCAAAAGGGACGCGAUUUGGGCCACUUGUGGGUGAAAUCUAUACCAGUGAAACAGUCCCAAAGAAUGCAAACAGAAAAUACUUUUGGAGGGUGUACUCAGGUGGUGAUUUUCAUCACUUUGUCGAUGGCUUUGACGAGAGCAAAAGUAACUGGAUGCGAUACGUGAACCCAACCCGUUCGAAGCAAGAGCAAUGCCUGGCAGCCUGUCAAAAUGGGAUGGACAUCUACUUCUACACAGUGAAGCCUAUCCCAGCUAACGAAGAGCUGCUGGUCUGGUACAGCAGCGAAUUUGCAGAACGACUUCACUACCCAGGUUCAGAUGAUCUGAUGAUGAUCAAGCUAAAGUGCAUCAACCUGCCGAAAUUCGAGGAACUGGAGGGAAAACGGCAGCAUAGCCCAGGAGACCGACACAAUGAACAAAGAGGAAAAGGGUACGUGACUGAAGAGGACAGCAUCAUGAAGCCUGACAACAUGAUGCGCAGAAGCCACAAUGGUGAGGAAAAUACCAUGAAGGAAAAGCACCGAGUAAUGACAGUCCAACCAUUGAUGGCUCCUGGAAAAGAAAUGGAGGACAUCAGCAAAAAGCAUAGUCCAGAACGAACCUUCUUCCCCCGUGUUGUGUACCCCGUUAGACCGCAUGUUCCAGAAGACUACAUGAAGCCCAGUCCAGUCUACGGGAUUGAGAAGCACAGUUACAUCAAACACUCUCCGCUGCAGUCUUCAGUCGCCUCCAGUCCGUCAUCUCGAAGCAGCCCAGACCAGAGCUUAAAAAGCUUAACACCACAUAGCAGCCCAGAAUCCCACAUCUCCCCCUUAACGCCUUCAACAGAGGAACACAAGCAAGCUUUUCCAUACUUGACUGGACCGUACAACCGAGAAGGGUUGGGCUCCCUCCCGGCCUAUCCUCCUCCUGGUCACCUGCCCUUCAUCCAUUCCUACAACCCAGUUAAUAGCCAGUACUCCAGGUUCAUGUUACCUCAUUACCCAGUUGGCUGCAAUGGGCUCAACACCUUCGCUGGCCUUGGUGGCAUAAAUGGCAUGAGCAACUUCAGCCUCUUCCCCAGAGUGUACCCAUUUUACAGCAGCCUCCUGGGAAACAGUGGCCUCUCCCAGCACGUCUUCAACCAGUCGGUUCUGCCCAAUGUGCUGCCCCCCGAAGGAGGCCGGAGGGUUCCGCUCCCGGAACGGCCGAAAGACUUCCUCAUCCCAGCACGGAACAGUGCCUUUUCCAUCGCAGGCUCCGCUGCCAGUCUUAAAGAUAGGCCCACCAGCCCCGGCAACGGCUCCCCGACAGCAGGAACAGCUGCAUCCCACUCCGAACAUCUAAUUCAACACAAACCUACCUCAGCUGGCCUGGUCAGCAGCAGCAGCAGCAGUGAAGAAGCCAUGAAUCUCAUCAAACCAAAGCGAAACCUCACCGGUUACAAAACACUUCCAUAUCCUCUAAAGAAGCAGAAUGGGAAGAUAAAGUACGAGUGCAAUGUCUGCUACAAGACCUUUGGACAGCUGUCAAACCUUAAGGUCCACCUGAGAGUACACAGUGGGGAACGGCCUUUUAAGUGUCAAACAUGCAAUAAAGGCUUCACACAGCUGGCACACCUACAGAAGCACUAUCUAGUUCACACUGGGGAAAAGCCACAUGAAUGUCAGGUUUGCCACAAACGAUUCAGCAGCACAAGCAACCUGAAGACUCACCUGCGCUUACAUUCAGGCGAGAAACCCUACCAGUGCAAGCUGUGCCCAGCCAAAUUCACCCAGUUUGUUCACCUCAAGCUGCACAAGCGCCUACACACCAGGGAGCGGCCUCACAAAUGCCUCCAGUGCCACAAGACCUACAUUCACCACUGCAGCCUGAAGGCUCACCUCAAAGGAAAUUGCCCCAUUGCCCCUGGCGCUGGCCGCUCCUUGGAGGAUCUGCAUCGCUUCAACGAGGAAAUCAACAAGUUUGACAUCAGUGACAGUGCAGACAAACUGGACGACAUGGGGCACAGCGACGAGGUGGAGUCCAUCGUCGAGAAGCAGAUCUUCAGCAUGCUGAGGAGGGAAGUGGAAGAAGCCAGUUUAAAGAACACGUUUCAAAGGAACCUGGGAAACAACCUCCACUCCUCCGGAUGCAACACGUACGAGAGCAUGGACCCACCAGUCCUGAAAAUGACUCACGGUAGCCCACUACCUCUCAUGCCCAUAAAAGUCAAGCAAGAAACCAUUGAACCCAUUGAUCCUUGA
This is a messenger RNA of Pristis pectinata (smalltooth sawfish), 3053 nucleotides long. It is a transcript of the gene prdm1a, whose product is annotated as PR domain containing 1a, with ZNF domain. Gene Ontology annotation, molecular function: histone deacetylase binding; DNA-binding transcription repressor activity, RNA polymerase II-specific; RNA polymerase II cis-regulatory region sequence-specific DNA binding. Lineage: Eukaryota; Metazoa; Chordata; Chondrichthyes; Rhinopristiformes; Pristidae. The record is from RefSeq and is a predicted model, not a curated record. The transcript is spliced from 8 exons. Gene Ontology annotation, biological process: regulation of transcription by RNA polymerase II; cell fate commitment. Bases 618 to 3053 code for a protein of 811 amino acids. Gene Ontology annotation, cellular component: nucleus; cytoplasm.